Messenger RNA from Daldinia vernicosa, 1003 nucleotides. RefSeq lists its product as uncharacterized. NCBI's taxonomy places the organism in Eukaryota, Fungi, Ascomycota, Sordariomycetes, Xylariales, Hypoxylaceae. The record is from RefSeq and is a predicted model, not a curated record. The transcript is spliced from 2 exons. The annotation marks the transcript as partial.
UCCGAUUCAUAGUUCGGACAAGGAAUACCCUCCCCAUCACCUAGGGAAAAAAAAAAUAUAAUGCAAGCACUUACUACUAUUUUCACAGCGCCAUCGUGGUGCCUGACUAGGUUUGCCGUAUAUAUCGACAAUAAUCCCUUUCAUUCCAGUACCCUAUCCCCUACAAGAGGAUGGGCCGAUCCGUCGUUCUCAAAAUGUGUGCCAAGCCAGUAUACCGAUCAACUACAAACCCUUAGCCCCGGCGUGUGUCCGAAUUAUAUGAGCAUCGCAAGAUCCGUCUACAACGUGAAUGAUGGCAAAACUCUCUGGACUGGAGGAUGUUGUCAAAGCGGGUUCUCCGACAUGUCCGGGUAUUUCUGUACCUCUACCGUCACUACGCCCAUGGCAUUUCUUCUCUUGCCGAAUAUUACUACAACGGACAUCUAUACCACACUCUCUGAUAUGUGGAUAGAGCAUGAACAGAUGACCGUUGAGUGGCAAGAGACCGAUCUAAAGAAUUUCCCACAGGAGAUCAUCACGGAUUACAAAUCAAUCAUGGGAAUCACGCUCGCUACUAUUACGGAUAAAAGUUCUACCUCGACGGUUACGACUCAUUCCGUUAGUGGAAGAACUUCGAGCACAGUAGCAACGUCAACAUCAACUACCACCGUUCCUAUACUUACCGUUAUUCCAAUAGAUGAUACAUCAGAGCCUACGAGUGGACCAGUUGAAACGCAUGCUAUAACCUCCACACAUACUCCGUCGUCGUCGGUAUCUUCAAGUGGUGGUGUUGUGCAUCCAUGGCGGAUUUCAGUUUUAUUGACCGUGUGCUUGGUAUGUUUCUGGAUAGUGUAGCGGCUGAAGAGUGAAUGCGAGAGGGUAAUAGUAGGUACUUGUAGUAGGUGGGCAAAGAUAUGUCUCCUUGAAAAUGCAAUGGUUGAUAACCUAGCUACUUCAACUUAAUCCAAAAUGCCUCAAUUUAUACGAUCAGUCAAGUAGCAUUUCACCUAAUCCUAAAUUCUAC